Esox lucius (northern pike) is the source of this 2426-nucleotide messenger RNA. RefSeq names its product Tu translation elongation factor, mitochondrial (gene tufm). Gene Ontology annotation, cellular component: mitochondrion. NCBI's taxonomy places the organism in Eukaryota, Metazoa, Chordata, Actinopteri, Esociformes, Esocidae. The record is from RefSeq and is a predicted model, not a curated record. The transcript has 10 exons. Bases 31 to 1377 code for a protein of 448 amino acids. Gene Ontology annotation, biological process: mitochondrial translational elongation. Gene Ontology annotation, molecular function: GTPase activity; translation elongation factor activity; GTP binding.
CUUCCAUCUAGUUGUCUAACAUUGUACAAGAUGGCGGCGCUCGUAGGGAUUCGUGCAUGUUUCUCUGCUCUUCAGCUUUCCUCGCCGGGUCUUCUGCACACCUCCUAUAAAGUGUGUGCAGUGCCAUUUACUCGGCGGAACUUUGCAGCAGAGGCCAAGGUUAAGAAAACAUACGCGAGAGACAAACCCCAUGUUAACAUCGGCACGAUUGGACAUGUCGACCAUGGCAAGACCACUCUCACAGCUGCCAUCACCAAAGUGCUGGCGGAGGCUGGAGGCGCCAACUAUAAGAAGUAUGAGGACAUUGACAAUGCUCCUGAAGAGAAGGCCAGGGGUAUCACCAUAAAUGCGUCCCAUGUAGAGUAUGCCACAGCCAACAGACACUACGCGCACACAGACUGUCCUGGCCAUGCUGACUAUGUCAAGAACAUGAUCACGGGCACGGCUCAGCUUGACGGCUGCAUCCUGGUGGUGGCCGCCACGGACGGCCAGAUGCCCCAGACCAGGGAGCACCUCCUGCUGGCGCGGCAGAUCGGCGUGGAGAACGUUGUGGUGUUUGUGAACAAGGCGGAUGCUGUGGAGGACAAGGAGAUGCUGGAGCUCGUGGAGCUGGAGAUCCGUGAGCUGCUCACCGAGUUCGGCUACGAUGGCGAGAACACGCCCGUGGUCAUCGGCUCGGCUCUCUGCGCCCUGGAGAACAGACAGCCAGAGCUGGGAGCAAACGCUGUGUUGAAGCUUCUGCAGGUUGUGGAUGAAUAUGUUCCGCUGCCCAAAAGAGAACUCGAUAAACCCUUCCUGCUGCCUAUCGAGGGUGUCUAUUCCAUCCCAGGCAGGGGUACAGUGGUGACUGGCACUUUGGAGAGGGGUGUCAUCAAGAAGGGUGACGAUUGUGAGUUUGUGGGUCACAGCCGCGCUUUCAAGUCGGUGGUCACUGGCAUCGAGAUGUUCCAUCAGUCUCUGGACCGGGCCGAGGCCGGGGAUAACCUGGGGGCUCUGGUCCGAGGGCUGAAGAGGGAGGACAUCAGGCGAGGGAUGGUGAUGAGCAAACCAGGCUCCAUACAGCCCCACCAGAAAGUCCAGGCCCAGGUUUAUAUUCUGAGUAAGGAGGAGGGAGGAAGACACAAGCCCUUUGUCAGCAACUUCAUGCCUGUCAUGUUCUCUCUCACCUGGGACAUGGCCUGCAUGGUCACCCUGCCCCAAGACAAGGAAAUGGUGAUGCCAGGUGAGGAUACUUCUCUGACCCUGACGCUGCGCCAGCCUAUGGUUCUGGAGAAAGGUCAACGCUUUACUCUCCGAGACGGAAACAAAACUAUUGGCACCGGCCUGGUUACUGAAAUACUUACCGCAACAGAAGACGACGGUUGCAAUUGGGGCUGAGGAGAGAAUGGGGGGGGGGGGGGGGGGAGAGACUAAUUGGAAAAGGGGAGGUGUGGGUGGAGGGGGUGGUUGUCUGUCCAAUAUAUCACACACAUACACUUUCUGCAGUAAGGAGAAGCCGAGACUGCAUGGCUCUGCUUCACUGACCAACCAAAUGACCUACAGUGAGAUACAGUUCAGCGUUGUCUUUCUGUGAAAAGGCCAGACUGUCUGCUUGUGUAAUAAUAAAAUGUAUUUAAUAGUAAAACAUGCCAUGUUUUUAUCAUUUUUAUUUUUUUGGGUAAGUUUGCAUAUUAAUUUCUGUGAUUUAGCCUCUACUUCGUUAUGAUUUACUUGCUGCUUCUAUGGCAGCGUUUCACAAACAUCUGUGAUUGCCUGGUUUGAAAUUGGGUCGGAGGAGAGGACUGUUUGGUUCCUAACUGUUAUACUGUUCUUGUCAACGGAGUGGUUUCUGUGUCUACAAAUGUGCCCAGUGGGUUAUAGUUGUUGGGGGUUCACAGUCUGCUGUCUUAAUGGUGGUUGAUGGCUGAGAAUCCACUCCGAGGUGUUGUUGCUGGCCUGUACUCCAUACUUGAAGGAUGUCUUGAUGUGCUACAGUGGUGAAACUAAAACUUCAUCACAAAUUAAACAACACAAAAUCGGAAUUGAUUGUGAAAACAACCUUGGUGCGGGCAGGCCCAUACUGGAAGGGGGAGCAGAUCUUCCAUGUUUAUAUUGAUGUUCCAGGCCAACUGCUAAGGGCUUGUUUACAUUGAGAGAAUAACAUUUUAGAUUUACUGGUGAAAUACACAGCAUAGGUGUCAGAAGGUAGGAAAUUGGAAAACGUUGGUCGGACACAGUAAUUAGCAUGACAGAAUCUACAUGUUCAAAAAGAACCAGAGAUUAUCUAAUACCAAGCACUGGGGGUGAACUAUCAGGAGGUGGUGCUCACAGACCCUCAAUAUCACUUUGUACAAUGACUUAUGUGGAUGAAAUCCUAAAAUGUACAGAGGUGGGGUGUAUAGCCAUGGGAUUAUGGAGUAUUGUAAUAAAUUAUGGCUGAAUCUGUU